GCUUGCAAGGGUCGGACUGAAGCUCAAGAAACGACAAGGAGAAGCGAACAUCUGGCCGCACAUCAUGAAAGGACAUCGGGGUUUCUAGGAAGAAAAGACGACGAGCUAAGCGGAAAUAAAUGUUAUGAAGGAAGAAUGGAGUUUCCAGACCAUAGCCGCCAGUUGCUGCAGUGUCUGAGUCAGCAGCGUCACCAAGGUUUCCUCUGUGACUGCACUGUUCUUGUCGGGGAGGCUCGAUUCAAAGCGCACAGAGCUGUGCUGGCCUCCUGCAGCAUGUACUUCCACCUCUUCUACAGGGACCAGCUAGACAAAAGGGACGUUGUGCAUCUGAACAGUGACAUUGUGACAGCCCCGGCUUUCAGUCUGCUCCUUGAAUUUAUGUAUGAGGGGAAGUUGGAAUUCGGCACUCUGCCGGUGGAGGAUGUUCUGGCAGCAGCCAGUUACCUCCACAUGUAUGAUAUAGUAAAAGUGUGUAAAGGCAAGCUUAAGGAUAAAGAACUUUCCUCCCUCGAUGAAAAGAUGGGGGAUGGUUUGGGACUCGGUUGUCUGGACAGGGAAAAUUCCUCAGAUGGCAAGCAGCUCAUACAGCGACAGCCCCGUGCACAGUCUCAGGAGCUUCGCAGGGCCCCCCCACCAGAAGAGUUUGACAUGGACAACAGUGAAGUCAGGCUGGCUGUCACAGAUUGUGAUAGGUCUACACAGAGCAGGCAGAAGCCAAACGGUCACUCUGGCAGGUCCCCGGACCUUGUAGGUGUCAAUUAUGUGUCAGCAGAGGCCGAGCCUUGUGUCCAAACAGCUGGAAAAACAAAAGCUGAUGUCAGUAGUUCCACCGUAUCACUGUCCCAGAGGUCCCGGGCUUCAGAUGACAUGGACUGUGCACUGGAUUUGUCUUUCAAGCCUCUGACUAGCAGAGAUCCCUUACACCCCUCCUACAUCUCGGGACAGCUGGGCCUCGACAGCCAGCAGCAGGGCACUGAGCCACUUGUUAAAGAUGAACACGACUUGCUGUCAGAGCAGGAGGACAGUGAGCCGAUGAGCCCUGAGAGCCAGCGCUUUGGGAAUAGUGCCAGGAGCUCAGUGGUGACAGGGUUCGCUGCCCUUUUCCCAGGCAACAAUGGCUCCACAGCCGCCCUGCUCUCCCAGGAGGAGGACCUGAUGGAUGAAGAGGGGGAGGAUGACGACUUGGCCUCUUCAGACAUCUCCACUUCCAGCGGGGUGCUCCUGCCCCCAGGGCAACAGGUGUGUGUGUGCCCCCUCUGCAGUAAAGUCUUCCCCAGCCCCCAUGUGCUGCAACUGCACCUCAGCUCACACUUUCGCGAGAAGGACGGCGCUCGCUCCAAGCUGUCCCCUGAUGGCUCCAUCCCCACCUGCUUGCAGUGCAACAAGACCUUCUCGUGCAUGUAUACCCUUAAGCGCCAUGAGCGCACACACUCUGGUGAGAAGCCAUACACCUGUGGCCAAUGUGGCAAGAGCUUCCAGUACUCUCACAACUUGAGUCGGCAUGCUGUCGUCCACACACGUGAGAAACCUCACGCUUGUAAAUGGUGCGAGCGGCGCUUCACCCAGUCUGGGGACCUCUACCGCCACAUCAGGAAGUUUCACUGUGGCCUUGUGAAGACUCUCGCCAUUGGAUAAAUGCCUCUCACCAGUGCCAUGACAUAAGGCAGAGUGUCUUUUCAUACAAUGAAUACUACUACUGAGCAAUUUUCCCAUUAGCAUACACAUGUUGGCAGUUUGUUCAAGACAUAUCUUUUGGAUUCUGCCCCAUGUAGUGACUUUAAAACUGGAGCUGCUCUCUGUGCUGGACUGCGUCAAAAGCAUAAGUGAUGGUCAGAGGCAGACGGCUGAGGUGCACAGGCUGUUAAGAUUAACAUGGGUGCUGGGAAACUAAAGCUGGAUCUGUGUUGAUGAAGGUGAACUUGGAUGAUGCACUUGUUUGUUUCUGUCUUGUUUGUGUCAAUCAAAGUUUAUCCUAGGAGUAUAUCUGCUGAAAGAAAAAAAGCAUCCUAUGCUCAUACCAUGUGGGCAAAUGGGUGGUAACUAAUGCUAACAUGUUAAUGCAAUCGUCAGAGUGAGUGAGACUUUAUUUGUGCGCAUGGGAGAUUAGAAUCAUCUGCAAGUAGCAAUAUAUGAUUUUUUUUUUAAACUCCUACAUUACUAUUAUUAUUAUUUAUUUGGAGAUUUGUUUAGUCCUUAACAAGUAAACCAUCAUAAUGCAGUAAAACUAAUCAAGUUUGACUACUGGAUAUGUGAUUAUUAUUAUUAUUAUUUUUCAUGGAAGUAGAAUUUUUGUUUGUUGAAAUGAUGUUGGUUACAGUUUUGUAAUGUUUAUAACAAGAGGCAAGCAGACUAUCACAUCACCCUAUUUCUUUUAUGCCUUUAGAGAGUUGCCAGCUCUUUAUUUGCUAAUGUGAGUAAGCACAUAUAGAUGGAAUGGCCUAAUUGCUACUUUAAAAAGGAGGUUGUCUAAUCAGAGUAGAAAUAGAUGGUAGUUAAAAUCUAAUGCCUGCUACACUUCACCCAGCGUACUUACUAAAGCAAGAAGGAACUGUUUUGCCAUGUCUCAUUGUCAGAUUCUGUGACUUUUCAGGCCUUUUUAAAGUCUGGAUUGCACUCCACAUACCAGGCGGUAACAAGGGUAAUUGUCAACUCUGGAAUGCCAACGGAUCCACGAGUGUCCUUAAUGAAAUCAUUUACAAGAAUGUAAUAACAUUUGUGAAUCUCAUCAAGUAAAUGUUUAUUGACUCAUGUGGGUUAAAAGCAAAUAGUUGGCAGUAAAUUAGCUUGUUAUUUCCUGGUAUGGUGUAAAGAGUACACUGACAGUGCUUAGGGCAGGGAGGGGAUCAAAGGGAGACAGGUGGAUGUUCAGUGCUUUGUCUAUGGCUGUUAGCACUGGUUAUUCAUCAAAGCUGUGCCAUUUGACUGAUUCUAUUGACUUUUUUUUAUUAACCUUUUCUUAUAUCUUCUUACUGUAUGUGUGUAAGUUACUACUGAUUGAGCCUUUAGUGAUGCUGUCCUUGAAUGAAGUUAUGGGCAUGAAAUGGACUACUUCUCUGUCCACAUAGAUGCUACAUGGAUUCUUAAAAAAGGAGUGUAGCACUAAAAGUUCAUGAUAUUUGUCUAUUCUGUCCUGAAAAGACUUGAUCAGAAUUUAUUUAUUAGUUUGACUUGGUUCAGGGUUUAUUGUAGGUGUACUUAUUUCUGUAAGCUUGACAGAUGUUAUGUCUUGCCUAGCGAUCUUCAUUAACUGGUAUUGGGGCUGUCUGUUCAUUUUCUCUGUGCAAAUCAAUUUACUGUAAUUGUAUUUUAAUAUACCAUGUAGAAACCUCUACGGAGUAUUCAAGAUUUGUCACAUGGAACAUAGAGGAGCACUUGUUUUUAGCAUGCAUAGAGUUUCAACACUAUUGUCUAGGCUGCUAUUUCUUACUAUUUGUAUAUUUAAUGUAAAUAUAUAUUUUAUUUAUCAAGCUAAUUUUCUGUGUUACAAUACAUGCAAGGUCGAGAGAGUCAAUUGUCUUAAUAAGGCUAAAGUCUCUUUAAAUUCCCCUGGGAACACAGGACACUUAAAGUUCCUUUUCCAUAUUCAAGACUUGAUUGGACUCCACGUAACUACGGAUCAGACCUGUUAAUAAUGUUCUGCCACAGGAAACAGUUGUCGCAAGCACAGACGCACUGAUAUGGCACUGGCUACCUAUAGAAAUGAGACAAUACAGGCACUGUCCCAGGUAGUUCUGAAGGGAUGAUUGUGUCCCUCUUUCCUAACUGUGGGGAGACAUCUGUAUUGAAUGGAGCCAUUGGAAUGUGACAAAUAUAUUGAGCAAAGGGAGACCAAGGAAACUGUAAACAGGUGUAUUGUUAGGCAGCAUCAAAGAACACCCCCACUGUGACACCCACCCCUGUCACAGCAUGCAGUAGGUAAAUGCUUCAUUGUUCUGUGGAGAUGCCAUGGUGAUUUGAUUGCACAUCUAUCAAGAGGGUCAGAGGAUUGUUUUCAAGUGCCAGAAUUAGAAAAGUUGGCAAGACUACCGUGAAAUAUGUGGCAACUGUGGCAACAGAGGUCAGACGUAGGCACUGACCCACUGUCCAUUUCAGCGUAGACACCCCUUCAGAGUUUUUCUUCAGUUUCUCAUAUUAGUCACUGAGACUUCUUUUUGGACACAGAUGAUUUCACAUUUGAUUCUUAAUCAGCAUAUUCAACCCAUUUACUUCAAACUAACCUCACUCUGUUUUCAUUCUACUCCCUGAGACCUGGCAUCAGUAAUGGGGUUUGAAUGAACAGGACUUGUGUGUAAUAUUAAAGUGUUUGGGUUCCCUGUUUAUUUGCAAAAACACUCCUGAUGUUCACAUGCCAUGACAGUUUAAUCAAGUCAUUCAGUCAUCAGAACAAUAAGAGAUGUAGCUGUUGCAUAAUGUUAAUAAUGUAUAUGUCAAUAAGAGCCCAAGGGAAUGUAGAUUUAGUCACUGUUUUCAGGUUUUUAAAGGAACAGUUUUAUGUGGUGGAAGUUAAAAUUGCUUGUCUAAUAUACAUGUGUACAGUGGUAGAAAAGCUAACAAUAUGGAAAGAAUAUUUCUUUUUAAUGUUUGCAGUCUUUAGUUACACCUCCAGCAUGAUCACCAAAUGUGCCUUGUAGACACACAAAUAGGUGUUGCAUCUGGAGAAAUCCCUAUUCUAUAUUGUACAUUGUUGUCCUGGACUGCGGUGGUAAAGUUCACAUCACAGCAACAGCAGUACGCUUACAUGAAAUGACUCGCAACUGUUGUUCCUGUUUUUCUGUCACAUCAAAAUAGGACAAAUGAAGAGUUUGAAGUCCAAUUAUUUUUGCUGCUUGGGAUAGGUUCAUUUUGAGAUUUAUUUGAGCAUUUUUGUCUGUGAAUAAAUCAGUUUUUGACAUGGUAAAAUGAAGACAAGCAUUUUGGUGUUUUGGCUUUUAAUAGCCACCGCUACUGGGAACUUACAGUCUGUCCCUUAGUUAAUAUCACUGAUGAAUGUGAAACACAGACUUCAGUCGCUGAUUUCUGUGGAAACAGUGCUACUCUUGAUCGAGGGCUAUGUUUGCCUAACUCAUGCUGUACGAUCUUUUAAGUCUACAAAUGACUUUACCGAUACUGGAAUUUUGUCUUCUGCAGGUUACAACUGUGAAAUUGUGUAUAAUCAUGAAAAAUAUUUAUUACUGCAUUUGCUUCUUGUGCAACAUUUGACUGUCUCCGUUUAAAAAAAAAAAAAAAGCUUCUAAAUGUCAUACAGAAAUCUUUUUAAUAGAAUUUGUAGAAGUGCCAUUAGAAUUUAAUAUAAUUUUUUAAUAAGAAAGGUAUAUUUUAUAGAACUCAAUCAGUUCAGUGUUAGUGGUGUAGAGAUUAGAGGACAAUCUUUAUGCAGAAUUGACAUUGCUUAGAUAUUGAGGCCAUUUACUUUGAUCUAUA
Molecule: messenger RNA, 5421 nt
Organism: Monopterus albus (swamp eel)
Lineage: Eukaryota; Metazoa; Chordata; Actinopteri; Synbranchiformes; Synbranchidae
Gene: zbtb42
Product: zinc finger and BTB domain containing 42
Exons: 3
Coding region: 136-1635 (499 amino acids)
Biological process (GO): regulation of transcription by RNA polymerase II
Cellular component (GO): nucleus
Molecular function (GO): protein binding; DNA-binding transcription factor activity, RNA polymerase II-specific
Source: RefSeq, a predicted model, not a curated record